AUGUUAGGUGGCAUAUUCGCGUGGGUUUCGCUAUUAUUCGAGCCUUCGGCUUUUCAAGUGCCACUCAUUCAACCUCAACCUCGUCUGAAAGCCGAGGACUCCACCCCCCUCAAGCCAAUCUCGACCAGCCUUCCCUGGCAGGACAUUAUCACCGGUGAUUAUGGACAUCCACCGAAGUUGAAAAUCCACGACCGUGAAAGUACCAUCAAAUGGAGUUGGGAACGGAAAGAUGUCACCCAGGACCUUCCGCCUCGUAUUCGUAGCGGCCUGUUCGGCCGCGCGAACGAUGCGACGGAGAUGAAGUGGAUGCGUGAUGGCAAGAGCGUCGCUGCCAUCUACAGCUCCCUCAUUGUCGUUAUCAACCAUACCCCGGACAUCCCAUCCAUCGAUAAGAAAAUCACCUUCGCCGUCAACCGAGACACCGACGUGCUUUGGAAUGCACACACCCUGGAACCCUUGCCCGGCGAUCGCCUCGCUGUCGCUACCACGGGACAGCGACCCUGGGAUGGCAUCCAGGUCUAUAACAUGAGCUCUGCCCUCCCACUCGAGGACGAACCGCCCAUUCUGCAGACGGUGGAGGGUCUCCGCGCCAUUCACGCCAUGAUCUGGGAUGAAGAGGGACAGAUGCUGUGGGCAUGUGGCACCAAUGUCGCUGCGGACGGAUCGGACCCGGAACCUGCCUACGGUGUGAUCCAGGGAUAUCCAUUCGACAACCAAACGGGUCUGCUUCGGGAAGACCCUGCCUUCAAGUUCACUUUCCCCGAGUAUUGGGACAUCGACACCGAAUGGGGCCACGGAUACAGCUGGUGGUCAGGUCCGCAUGACCUUGUUCCCGUGCCGAAUGAGCGCGUGUUCCUUGUCUCCAAUGACAUCGGAGUACAGACCUUUGACAUCGCGACGAUGUCUUUCAGCCUCGGUUUCCAGGAGACCAUUGAUAAAUACAUGCCUGGGUUCGAGUGCACUUCCAAUGAUCGCCACGGGAUCAACCGCCAAGGUGAAUGGGAGGAGCUUCCGUACUCUGAUCUCAAAGGGUUCAGCCUCGCGCCUGACGGAGCUUUCAUAUACACACAAUCACUGUGGAAAUUGUUCCGUGGGAACCAUACCAGUCUCGUGGUUGAUGGAGUGCGUACCCAGCUCAUGGAGGGGAACGAAAUCUACCGGUCGCGAUUCUUCGGCGACAUCGAUGGCUGGCCCAAACCGAAGACAUAA
Penicillium olsonii is the source of this 1209-nucleotide messenger RNA. Lineage: Eukaryota; Fungi; Ascomycota; Eurotiomycetes; Eurotiales; Aspergillaceae. The record is from the annotation of a GenBank genome assembly.